AUGUCACAGAAAGCCCUAGAGACGAUGCAGGAUGCACAGAGAGGAUUGAAUCCGGAUGGAGCACUUACUAAUAGAAGUAGAUCUUCGUGUGUAGUUUAUUUGUAUUUAAUGUACUGGGAUGACGAUAAAAGCACCUUGACUGAUUUUUUUGUAGAAGAUCUUUUGAGGUCAUUGAGUUUCACUAACAGAAUACUUCUGGAGCAAGAGGAUCUCUUAUCGUGUGAAAUAGUACUAGGAGGACGCAGAACUUGUUUUAAGAAGCCGAAAAUGUGCGCAAGCUUUUCGUUUCUUUGCAGGUUACAGACACAGCAGUAGCCCAGUCAUACGGCGAGGGGAAUGGUUUACUUUACGGCUUUAACGUGUACCACCACAAGGAUGACGAUGAUCGCCACAAAUACCAGCAUGAUAGUGAAAAGAGAGCCAGUCACUAAAGAAGGAAAUAUGUCAAUCGUUGCGAUAUCGGUCAUUUUGUUAGUUGAACCAAAGAAAAAUAAUACUCAGUUCAAGAGGAGAGAACAUGGC
Messenger RNA from Amoebophrya sp. A25, 522 nucleotides. Lineage: Eukaryota; Dinophyceae; Syndiniales; Amoebophryaceae. The record is from the annotation of a GenBank genome assembly.